CCUUUUAAAAUCAUUGAUUUUGAUGACAUUCAAUCCAUUGUGAAGAAAGAAGGAAAGGGAUAUCAAUUAAUUGAUGUACGUGAACAAAAAGAAGUAGCAGACGGUGUUAUUCCAACCGCUAAAAAUGUUCCUCUUAGUCAAUUCAGUUCAGCCUGGAGUUUAUCUGAUAAGGAAUUUCAAGACAAGUUUGGUUUUGAAAAGCCUCAAAAAGAUGCAAGUAUCAUUCUUUAUUGUUUGGGUGGCGUUCGUAGCACAAAAGCAGCAUUUUACCUUUAUGAUUUAGGCUAUGACAACCUUCAAAACUAUGUCGGAAGUUGGGCUGAUUAUAUUGAAAAAGUC
Molecule: messenger RNA, 339 nt
Organism: Gilbertella persicaria
Lineage: Eukaryota; Fungi; Mucoromycota; Mucoromycetes; Mucorales; Choanephoraceae
Product: Rhodanese-like domain-containing protein
Exons: 4
Cellular component (GO): mitochondrion
Molecular function (GO): thiosulfate-cyanide sulfurtransferase activity
Source: RefSeq, a predicted model, not a curated record